Molecule: messenger RNA, 579 nt
Organism: Capronia epimyces CBS 606.96
Lineage: Eukaryota; Fungi; Ascomycota; Eurotiomycetes; Chaetothyriales; Herpotrichiellaceae
Exons: 4
Coding region: 1-579 (192 amino acids)
Source: RefSeq, a predicted model, not a curated record
AUGGGCGCAGGCCAAUCCAAACCCGACGAGUCCACCAAACAUGUGUUUGCCAGCGACACCCCAAUCCAAUUCUCUCAAGAAUUAAUCGACUCCCUCCAAGCAUCUUCAGAAGUACGCCCCGAUCCCGCACAGCCCACAAACUCGACCCGCGCAAAGACUCUCGAACUCCACAUCGCUCAACGUGUGGCCGAGGAACUAGAAAAAGUCCGGAAGCACGAAUCGUCCAUUUUCGAGGAAACCCGGAAGAAGAUCGCUGAGGCCGAAGAGCACGGGUCGUCAGCCUCCUCGGACUCGUUGCUCCAGAUCCCGGACCUGCUCUCGUCCGAAAGCGGCGAGGAAAAGCAGCGGAAAGCUCAGAGCUCGCAAAAGGUGCAGCAAGAAAUCGAGAAACUGAAGCAAACCUUGGGUCAGAGGAAAGUGCUGAAGGAACUGUCCAAAGAAGUGGAAUCAGCGAGACAAGAUGUUGUCAACUGCCUAAGGUUGAACGAUAGAAAGCCUCUCGACUGUUGGAAGGAGGUCGAAGCUUUCAAGCGCGAAGUGCGGAAAAUGGAGGAGGACUACGUCCAAUCUGUACUAUGA